Messenger RNA from Nomia melanderi (Alkali bee), 1135 nucleotides. RefSeq lists its product as uncharacterized. Lineage: Eukaryota; Metazoa; Arthropoda; Insecta; Hymenoptera; Halictidae. The record is from RefSeq and is a predicted model, not a curated record.
UCCAGUCCACCGAAUCUUCAGUCCUCACCGAAGAGUUCAAUUCCCAACAAUGUACCCGAAGACCUGUUUCUGUCUCUUUCUGGUCUGCCUGGCGGCGGUGCAAGCCGUCCCAGCAGGUAAAGUCGAGCAAAAAUCGGUAGCAGACCAGCCAACGAAGACCAUGGAGGGCAUCCAGCUGGAAGAGACCGGUGACGACAAGGACAGAUUGAAGAAAGCUGCCUCAUUCUGCGUGGAGAUUCGUCCAGGCGCUGAGAACGACCAACAAUCUUCCCAGGACAAGUCUCAGCUGCAGGUGCAGGGCUUGAACGUGAUCCAACAGUCCCCUCAGGUGCAGACCUACAGCAUCCAGUCAGCUGGCCAGCCUGUCCAAGCAUUGAACGUCGUCCAAGGAACUCAAUUGGCCUCCCAACAGUCCUUCGUUGCUCCUCAGCAGUACUUCGUGCCUCAGAUGAUCCCUCAGCAGGUCGUUUCCCAGGUGAUACCUUCGUCAGUUGUCCAGCAACAGGUUGUCCCUUCAGUUCAGACCCUGCAGAUCAUCCAGCCAUCCCAGCCCUGCCCCCAACAGGCUGUUGUACAGGUGGAACCGAAGUCUCAGACUAUUGCUGUGACUACACCUAAACCUGAGGUAGUCACUGUGCCAUCUACGCCUAAGCCAGUUCCUGAGAAGAUCAUCGUGCCGCAGACUGAGAUCGUGGAGACUGUUAAGUAUGUCCCUGUUCCACCUGUUUGCAACGAGAAGCUGGUGGUUUUGCCACCCAAGCCUAUGGUCGUUGUGCCUGAGCCAACCGUAGUUAAGAUUCCACAUUGCCAACAUCAAAGCCAGGGUCUCGUGUCGCAAUGCAACUGCGGGCAACAAGGCAUUGGUGCAUUCAGAUCUGCCGUUGGAUCUGUGAACCCGAUGCACUUCAUGGCAGUAAGGAAACCUAUGCCAGCGCCUUAUGCUAAGAUGAUGAAUGGAGCAAUGAAGAUGUAAUGCGCUGGAUUUAAGGAGUCUGUGACAAGAAGAUGGCGGUAGAUGUGAUCUAUGCUCUCCCAUGAUUUUCAGGAUAAAUAAAAAUCAAUAAUAUAAAAUAAUCUUGUCUUUCGUUGUUUGUUAUCCAUUAAUUCCUUAUGAAAAGUUUUACAACAGGUCAUU